AUGGCUCGUGGUCGUCUGCUUUCGUUCGAUGGGAAGGCUCAAAUUCGGGCUUUUUAUGAAGUUGAGCUCAGUAAGCGAGCCAUUUUCAGGCAAACAGGGAGAUCCCUCUGCUCCAUCCAUAGAUUUCUGGAGGGCCCCGAUGUCCUUAUAUCUAACAGCAGCUGUGGACGCCCAUGCAAGGUUGCCUUUUCGGACGAAAAGAAAUUCAACUUGGUCGGUCCUGACGGAAACAAGUACUAUGGGCGCGACUUGAGGAAGGAACCAGUCUACUUCAGCCGUCGCAAUUCCGGUGGAGGAAGUCAUAUGGUGUGGGGUGCAUUCUCCAAUGAUGUCGCGUCGGAUCUAGCCUUCCCUGCAGUUCCGAACUCAAUCCGCAUAAUAGUCAGAGUCAGACAGGUUUGUGCGAAUAACCGCCAGUUCCAGAGCACAGAAGAGCUGAAGCAGGCGAUUAUCGAAGCAUGGAGAGCAAUCGGUGAGGAACAUCUUCGAAACUCAGUUUCUAGUAUGCUGUUCGCAGGCUCUUUGAUGUUGCUCUUAAACAAGGAGGAGCUGUAG
Messenger RNA from Haemonchus placei, 555 nucleotides. The record is from the annotation of a GenBank genome assembly. Lineage: Eukaryota; Metazoa; Nematoda; Chromadorea; Rhabditida; Trichostrongylidae.